CGCGCACAGUGAGACUUGUAUGGCGUAUUUAGACGAAGUUUUUCUGUGAAAAAUUGUCCCAAUGAGUGUGAAUUUAUGGCGCCGAGAGUGUUUGUGCUCUGCAUUCUGUUUACAGUAGGAUUACUGGCGGGGCGGAGUGUAGGUGCGGCGGGGCUACAAUUGACUCUGGAGUUCACCCUGGAGCCCCAGGAUGUGGUGGCAGUACGCGGCAAGCCUCUAGUCCUGCAGUGUGCUGUCUCCAGUUCGGCGCCCGGACCGGUAAACAUCAGCUGGACUCAUGACGGUGAGGUCCUUCCGCUAGUCUCCGACUCCCGCCGACAUCUUCUGUCCAACGGCUCACUUUACUUUAAGAAGGUUUUGUGGAAACGCGGCGGUCCGCAACACGAAGGCUCCUCUGACCAGGGACUGUACCGCUGCGUGGCCCGCAACUCCGUGGGCGCUCUAGUCUCCCGAUCCGCUCAUCUUCGCGUCGCCAGUCUUUCCCACGACUUCUCCCAGACACCGUACAAUACAACCACGGAGGAGGACGACAUUGUUCGCUUCAUGUGCCAAAUCGAAUCUGUUCCGAAAGCUAUGAUUUCUUGGGAAAGAAAUGGAAAACCUCUACCUCAUAAUAGCAGGUAUUUUACGUUAGACUCAGGAGUUCUCUACAUAACCAAGGUGCAGCCUAGUGAUGCAGGUACUUAUAGGUGUAUGGCCACAAACUUGCUCACAAAAAAAUCCAGGUACAGCUCAGAGGGCCUGCUGGAAGUUUUACCCAGAUCUCAGAAUCCUCGCUCGCCUCAGUUCAUAUCAGUGACUAGUAGAACGGUAGAGGCACGAACGGGUGGAAAUGUGUCUUUGGAUUGUGCAGCUAGAGGCUCGCCGAUUCCAGAGCUGACUUGGACAUUCUUGCCACACAUUCCACGCAGCAAACUACGUCCGGUAACUAAUGCGAGCCAGAAUGGAGUGAAUGUGUUGACGUUGCAUCAGGUCACCCCUGAACAGACUGGAACCUAUACCUGCACAGCUGCAAGUGCUGGAACCGACAAACAAACUACCCCAGCCACACAGGUGGUGUCAGUUGAAGUAUUAGAGGCACCGACAUUUGUCAAGGUUCCAACUUCGCAGGUGUAUCUCACGGCAAAGACCGUGCGCUUUGAAUGCGAAGUUAAAGGGAACAAAACAACAGAAGUGGUAUGGCUGAAGAAUGGGAACAAGUUGCAAAUUAAUGGUCGAAUCAAGCAGCGACCGUCAGAAUUGGUGCUGUCAAACACUGUGACAGAUGACUCGGGGCUGUACCAGUGCAUGACCCGCAACAAAGUCGGCGAGAGUUGGGUAGCUGGGCGGCUGCUGGUGAACAUGUCCCGCUUCCAGCCGGAGCCGCCGCAGGGUCUGACCUGCCGCACGCUGUCUGACUCUCUGGUGAAGUUAGAGUGGCAGGAGCCUGCAAAGUCUGUGAACAAUAUCACUGCCUAUACAAUACAUUACCUUCCCACAGAUGGCGGUGAAGAGCGACAAGAAGUUUCAGUAAAUUGCUCUUUCCUGGUGCAAAAACUUGCAGCCUUUACAAAUUACACAUUUUAUGUGCGUGCCUAUAGUUCGAAAUCUGCCAGUGAUCAGUCAAAACGCACUAAUUGUCAGACUGGUGAAGGAGUUCCUGAAGCUGCACCACACGUGUUGCUAAAAGCCACCAGCCCCACUUCUCUCAGGGCUAUGUGGACACCCCUUAGUAAAGAGAAAGCUCAAGGUGUGGUAACCGAGUACAAGAUACAGUGGCGGAGAAAGGGUCAAGCAUCCUCUCGGGUUGAACAGGUGAAAGGUGACAUCACCGACUUCACUAUUACAGGGUUGCAUCCAGGCAAGAAGUAUCAGGUUCGGGUUCUUGCGGCCACGAGUAAGGGUUGGCCAGACCAGGCGGAAGAAUUUGAGUGGAAUGACAUGGAAACACCUAACUAUAGUCCACAAAAUGUUCCUCAGGCACCUACAGUACACUUGACUGUUGUCAACUCCACUUCCAUUGAGGUGACAUGGAGCCUUUCUUCUGAAAAUAAGUACAAGCCAAAUGGGUUCAGACUUUACUAUCGCAAACUGAACAAUGAAAAAUUUGGACCCAUUGAUCUGGAUGCCAAUACUACUCAGUACCUUUUGGGCAAUUUAGACGCAGACUCUUGGUAUGAAGUUACUGUACAAGGCUAUAAUAGAGAAGGUUCAGGCAUUCUUGGUUUAAAAGCCAUUCACACUCUUCCUGCCAGUGGAAGUGCUGACGUGACAGCCAAUCCUUUCAUGGGACUGGAACCCCCAACCAAUCUGGAGGCUGAACCUACAUCCCCCACUUCCAUUAAUCUAACGUGGACUCCGCCCCAGUCGGCUGUGAACGUCAGUUACUAUACUGUCUGUUACGGACUGGUUCAAAGUAGUCGUGCACUUAAUAGCUCCGUCUGCAACUAUGUAAGCAGCACAAGUCAGGGUGUGGAGAUCACUUCCUUGAAACCAUACACUUUGUACGAGUUCAAAGUGCGCGCACACGAUCACACCAACCAGUAUGGGCCGUACAGCCAGAAGGUUGAGUGUUACACCCUCGAAGAUGUUCCCAGUGCUGUGUUGGAUGUGCAGUGGAGAGUCCUCAAUUCAAGCACAGUGCGUGUAUCUUGGAAGGAACCACAACACACCAAUGGCAUGAUCAAGAACUACGAGAUAUCGUUUGUCCGGGGACUCAGUGGGUCACAGAAUUUAGACAGGAUAACUGUCACAAUUCCGGUGGUCUCGGCACCCGUCAUUUCCGGAAGUGAACAUCCGUCGCCAUCUCAUGAUCCAAAGACAGACCACAAUCUAGGUAUUGUGGUAGGUGUGGCUAUUGGAGUGGGGUGCAUUAUACUGUGCACCGUGGCUAUCGUGUGGCGAAGGCGCUGCAUCAAAUCUGCGUCCCCCGAGUGUAGCGGCACGGCUGCUCGGACCGCGUGCGUACCUGGAGGUCUGCACGCUAAUGGAAAUGGCUACUACAGGGAAUGGGACAGAUGCGCUGCGAGCCACACUUGCUCAAUGGCUGUUCCUUCAGAGAAUCAUGAGAUGGAUUAUUUUGCAACCGCUGUUACCACAAAUAUUCCUUGUGACAGUAAUACUGACCACUUGGAUACGAAGGGAGGCUACCCAAAUGGACAGGUGAAUGGUCUGAAGCAUCUGCUGCUUGCGAAUGGACAGAUUCCUAGUGGGCAGGCGUCCCGUGACAAAUGCAGCGUUCGCAUCAUAGAGAAUCCGCAGUUCGUUCGUGGAGGAAGUGUAGAUUCUCAGCAGAGGAAGCUGUUACCAGUGACAAGAUCCCAUAGUGGUCACUUGCACAGUGAUCAGAGGUCAGGCGCUGGCAGUGAAGAGGAGGUUCGGUUGCUGGCCGACCAUCACGCCCCUCUGCUCGCUCUUAGUGGGGAAGAAACACUUCAGCACAUUGAAACCAGCCACAGAGCAGUAGCAGCAACAGAUACCAGCUGUAUUGAUACGGGCAGAAUUGAGGAUGGUGGCGGAGAAGAUGUUGGAGCCAGUGACCUUGAACUCAAUACCACUCAGGUCAGUAAUUUGGACCUAAGUUUUGAUGGUGAUGUCCUUGUCAAAGAAGGCAAUGAAUGCAGUCACCAAAAUCAGGAGCAGCGUAACAGUCAGCAGCAUACCCCACAUCAUCAUCAUCAUCAGAACAAUAGUAGUCAUAAUAGUCAUAGCCAAGGCAAGCCACGCCUUCAUCACAUCGAUUGCAUUACGGGUACCACUACAACAAGAAGCCAGUUUUAUCCACCCCUUCUUCAACAGACUCCGUCAGCAGUGACGGCCAUGCCCCAGGCCGAAGUGUUCCACUGAAAAGCAGCAGCUCAUGCUUAGAACGGUCUGUUACGUAGUCAAUAACAAAAUGUUAUUGGAACUAUUUAAAAUGCUAUAAACAAGUAAUAAAAUAAAAGUAUGUUUCGGAUGGAUGCGGGUACAACUCAAUACUUUGUUUACUAGUAAUUGAGGUAAUUGGUGUAAUUAAACUACCUUAAUGUACUAUAUAUAAUUCACUGCUGCUAUUGAAACUGUAACUAUUGCAACUGCUAUUCACACCACCAUCAUCAACAUAACCACAAACGCCAUUGUCCUUACCAGUUCUACCACUCUCAUAACCCACAUACCUACAGGGUGUCCAAGACAUCACCAUACCUUUACACAUUUAUGGAUCCAGCAAACAGGUGCAUUUAUGUAAAUAUGUGUCAGGUGGGUCAAGAUGACUGCGUCAGAUACUUCUUCAUGCAGUCAAACAUGGUGGAACUUGGUAUUCCAGGUUCUGCUGUUUGUAUCGACUCGAGCGGCAAAUGUGCAGUCCUGACUUGAAAGCACCCAAUAACAGCUUGCGGAGAUUCAUUAAGCUUCAUUAGCUAGAGUCCAGGUGGCUGUGUUGUGGUAGCAUACUGCUAAGUCAUAAAGCCUCAGAGUUAAGUCUGGCCAGCAUCCAAAGAUUUAUAUCCUCUAUUAACUUACGAUCAAGAUUAGAAGUAAAGUCUCUGCAUAUUUUUUACAUCAGUGACAAAUUAUAUCGCGUGUAUGAUGUGUCUUCACCUCCGUAAGACUGCGGAUUCUGUCGUUAACUGAUGAAGGAGCUUCUGAUGCAUCCAGCCCUGUGCCAACCAUAGUGGAGAUCCAUAAACAGGUGUGGUGCUUCUCAGACACUUCCCCUCCUUACUGUCGUCACCGCCAAUACUUACUACGAGUAGUAGUAUAUAAUGUGUAUCUAUAAGAUGGUGUCUGUGAUGGUAAUGAUUGAAUUUGAAGAGUUUGAAAGUAUAUUUAUAUAAUGUGUGUUCAUCACCAGGGUCCCCCACUCACCUGCAAGUUUUAAAAUAUGACUAUGCUUGAAAUCGUAAUUAUUAAAAAAAAAGUUUUUAUUACAAAAUUCUUUGUCUUCAUUUGUGAUGAUAUGUAUCGGUCAUGACAUAUGUUUUUCUUGUGUUUUGUGGUUAGGAAUAAUUUUAAAUCCACGGUUAUUUCUACCGAAAAUGGUCGCCAUGUACAGUUCCUAUUAUUUUUAAUGUUCAGUAGCUGUUGUCACACAAACAGUGUUGGAAGCAGAGAACAUGGAAAUGUUAUGAUUGUAUAUUGCCGAUGAGUGGGAGCCCUAGACAAUUUUUUAACAGAUAUUUCACUCUCUUUUUGUUUGCAUUUGCAAGCAAAGAAGCUAUUGUAUAAACUUACUUAUAUGUAAGGAAGAGUGGCAGUGUUCAUGUAGCCAAAAUGAAUGUCUAAUGAUGGCCGGACGUCACUCGCCCAUUUGAUGGUGACAUUAUCUAUAAUUUAAAUUGUAGUUUCGUCUCACUCAAAAACUUGCUUUGGUCACCAAUGUCUUCUGAUAUCAGUUGUAUUUUUGAUGUACUAUUAUUUCUCUCACCCUUCUGUCCUCUGUUUUUGUAUCCAUCUGACAAAGGACAAAGUCAGAUGAGCUAGUGAACAGCCAUGGCCAUCAGGAAGUAUGAAGUAUAAAUGUCCCUUCUUCAUAUGUAUAUUUAUGAAAAUAGUUACACUUCUCUUCCCUCAGAAUAAUGUUAAAAAAAUUUAAAGGCUAGAACUUCUGUUCUUUUUUUUUAUGGUUAGUUUUUUUACGUAAAUGUGUCCAGGUUGUUUGUUGGCCAUGCAGGUAGCAGCUCAUCUCAUCCAUACACGCAUGGGACUGGGUUAUAAAUCUCAUGUGCCGGAAGUGUAUGUGUGUGUAUAGUGUUAAUGUUUUACAUAGGCAACUUCCCUUUCAUAUGCUGGUAUUUUCCUUAUGCUAUCCACUGCUGUAGCAGAAUAGAAGUAUAAACAGCCAAGGAGGGCUCACACUGCCCAUAUGUCAAGAGUAUAAUGCUGGUACCUGAGUCUUUGUGAAGUAAUGCAGAAUGAUUUUGUCCUCUCCACACGUUACUCUUUUUCUGUCUUGUUCCCUAACCUUCCCCUGCCCCCCCCUCUCUCUCUCUCUCCUCUCUCUAUUGUAGGCUUAGUUAGGUCUUGUUCUCUCGUUUGUACUAUUGUAUUGUUUGUGUAUUUUUAUGCAGCAUCAAAUAAUAUAUAGUAGAAUUAUUCCCUGUUACGUAAGAUACGUAGGAAAAUAUUGAAAAUUAGCGUGUGUGCAGGCAUAUAUUGCAUUCAUGUUUAUGUCCAUAGUGCAUCUUUGCACUGAACUUACAAUUUUA
Zootermopsis nevadensis is the source of this 6164-nucleotide messenger RNA. The record is from RefSeq and is a predicted model, not a curated record. NCBI's taxonomy places the organism in Eukaryota, Metazoa, Arthropoda, Insecta, Blattodea, Termopsidae.